AUGUCUCGGAGCCGCUUCCCUACACGGUUGGCGCCCCUGGCUACAGAGCAUGCCGACAUGGAUACUGUUGCGCAAGAACACCAAACUACACACCACGCUGCUGCAGAGCACGCGGCCUUGGCCCCGACGCUCACUGCUACAGCUCAGGCAGACUUGGGUUCUGUUGCGCAGCAGCACGAAUCUACAGACGACGUUGCUACCGAGCACGCAGUCUUGGACCGCACAGUUGUACAGCCAGCAUUGGAAGGUGCGCGCGUGCCUACGACGUUACAGGAUGCAGCGCAAGUGGUCAAGGCGAAUUCUUAA
Molecule: messenger RNA, 306 nt
Organism: Prorocentrum cordatum
Lineage: Eukaryota; Dinophyceae; Prorocentrales; Prorocentraceae
Source: the annotation of a GenBank genome assembly